AUGGGUGCUAUUCAUUGUCAAAGACUGAAGCAAAACGGGCUGAGUAAUAGUAUCUGCUGUAUCGAUGCCAGCUUCCCCGUGCUGCUGGUGUACGUGGUGACCUACGGCCUGUCCAUGAGCGUGGUGGGCUCGCUGAUGUUCACCGUCCUCAUGGAUACGUUGGAUAUGAGUCACUUCCCCGCUGCCCUGGGCCUGCUCGCCAUCAUGGAGAGUGUCACGCUACUGAUCGGGCCCCCGCUCGCAGGAAUCCUGGUGGACAGAACUGGGGAGUAUUUUUACGUCUUCUUCGCCUGCAGUGGGACUGUUGCCUCAUCAGCUGUAUUCCUCAUGGUGUCUUUCUACUGGCUGGACAGAAAGGUGCUAAAGGGGCAGCAGGUCUCCCCACCAAAGCCUGCCAGUGUUAACAAUGUGGUCCCCCAGUGCCAGUACAGCAGUGUGCCCACCAAGGGGGACAAAGACAAGGCCUCAGACUCUGAGACUGGGGAUGUCAACUGCCUGUGAAAAGCGUCAUUGUCCAAACUCACAGAUGUAUAUUUCCUAUGGUUUUGUGAUUGUAUACCCUGUGCUGCUGAUCUUACAGUACAAGCGUAUGAUAAUUGAUAUGAUAUCCCAAUCUGUUAGGAUCUGACACUCCAAUCAUAGUAUACACACUCUUGCCUCUUGACUGUUAAGAGUAUUGGUAAGUGCAAAUGGGUUGAGUAUUUCAUCCAAUGGGUUCAUGCUAGGAGUGGAUUAUUCAUUGCUAUUACAGUCGGCACUAUUUAUGCAGACUAAUACUGUUAUUGUUGAUCGAACACAGUACUUUUUCACACAUUCCAUAAACCUGUGCCUUUCCCCCUCAUACCCUGUUACACAUUCAUCAUGUCAUGUUGUUCAUGAAGACAUACCUUAGGAAUGUGCCUUGUACAUGCAAUCAAUCAAAAUAAACAUUUAAUAUCUGUA
This is a messenger RNA of Salvelinus fontinalis (brook trout), 942 nucleotides long. RefSeq names its product monocarboxylate transporter 6-like. Bases 1 to 501 code for a protein of 166 amino acids. Lineage: Eukaryota; Metazoa; Chordata; Actinopteri; Salmoniformes; Salmonidae. Gene Ontology annotation, biological process: transmembrane transport. The record is from RefSeq and is a predicted model, not a curated record. Gene Ontology annotation, molecular function: transmembrane transporter activity. The transcript is spliced from 3 exons.